AUGGAACCCAGCAGCGAUUUGAAGUCGGGAAAACCGUCCCCUACUGAAUCAAUUGAGUUUGCGGAAACGCAGGCCUUCGAUCAACAUGCAACUAAGAAACUCUUGAGGAAGUUGGACUGGCAUAUUAUUCCUUUUAUGAGCUUGAUCUAUCUGUUGUGCUUUCUUGAUCGAACCAACAUCGGGAACGCCAGACUAGACCAUCUCGAACAAGACCUCCGACUAACAGGCAUCCAAUACAAUGACUGUCUUGCUAUUCUGUUCCCAUUUUAUAUCGCGGCCGAGAUCCCGAGCAAUAUGAUGAUGAAACGGCUCAGGCCAUCAAUUUGGCUGACAUUCAUCAUGGUAUGUUGGUCUGCAUCAAUGAUUGGACAAGGCUUUGUGAAAGACUAUAAAGGACUCAUGGCCACCCGUGUCUUCCUUGGUGUAUUUGAAGGAGGUUUAUUCCCUGGCGUCAAUUAUUAUAUCACUCAAUGGUACUGCAAAGCCGAAUGCGGUUUUAGAAUGGCCUUAUUCUUCUCUGCAGCAACGCUGGCUGGCGCUUUUGGUGGCAUCUUAGCACGAGGCAUUGCCGAGAUGCAUGGAGUCGGUGGUCUCUCCGCUUGGGCGUGGAUCUUUAUUCUCGAAGGGCUUUUGAGUAUCUUGGUCUCGUUUACAGCUUACUGGGCUAUCUAUGACUAUCCCGCCACGGCACGAUUUCUCAACGAAAAUGAGCGAACCGAGGUCGAAAGACGCCUGCAAGAAGACUCUGGCCACCUGUCCAACGAAUUCAAUGUCAAAUAUGUUUGGCAUGCAAUCAAGGAUUGGAAGAUCUAUAUUCACAUGCUCAUCUGCAUGGCGGGCUUCUGCCCUAUUUACUCCAUUGCACUGUUCUUGCCCACCAUCAUCAAGAACAUGGGGUACACCGCAAACAAUGCUCAACUAAUGUCGGUGCCACCAUACUGCUUUGCUUGCAUCUUUACGAUCGCCGCAAGUUGGUAUGCAGAUCGCGUCAGACAGCGCGGAAUCUUCUUGAUGGGCUUCCAGCUAGUUGGUAUCUUAGGGUUCGGUCUGUUAGUCGGCACGAGUCGAUCUUCUACACAGUAUGCCGGUACUAUUUUUGCCGCCAUCGGGAUAUAUCCUCAAAUACCACUUGGACUAGCUUGGAACAGCAGCAACAUCGGUGGCAGCCUAAAGCGAGGAACUGGAAUUGCCAUGCAAGUCAUGGGCGGUAACUGCGGCGGCAUCAUCGCGUCGUACGUUUACCUCUCUCGAGAUGGGCCGCGUUAUGUGAUUGGCCACAGCAUUCUCAUUGGCUUCGUCAGCAUGGCCUUCUUCCUGUCCUUGUUCAUGACGACUUGGUGUAGGAGGGAAAAUGCUCGUCGAGAUCGGUUAUCUAGUGAAACUGGUGUACGACAUUUAACAGACGAGCAAAAGGCACAGGAAGCCGAGCUUGCUGACAACGCACCAUGGUUCAGAUAUACACCAUAA
Clonostachys rhizophaga is the source of this 1467-nucleotide messenger RNA. The record is from the annotation of a GenBank genome assembly. Lineage: Eukaryota; Fungi; Ascomycota; Sordariomycetes; Hypocreales; Bionectriaceae.